Messenger RNA from Parascedosporium putredinis, 1269 nucleotides. NCBI's taxonomy places the organism in Eukaryota, Fungi, Ascomycota, Sordariomycetes, Microascales, Microascaceae. The record is from the annotation of a GenBank genome assembly.
AUGUCCGCCCCCAAGACCGGCAUCAAGGUCAUCGUCGUCGGCGCCGGCUUCGGCGGCCUCUGCGCGGCCAUCGAGUGCCAGCGCCAGGGCCACGACGUGGAAAUCUACGAAAACUUCCCCCAGCUCAAGGUGCUCGGCGACAUCAUCUCGUUCGGCGCCAACGCCGGCCGCAUCUUCUACCGGUGGGGCGACGGCGAGGUGGUGCGCCGCCUCAAGCCGCUGACCAUCGACCUGAAGGGGUACGGGUUCCGCAUCCACAAGUACGACACGGGCGAGCUGCACAAGGUCAUCUUCGACUACGCCCGCGACGACCUGGGCAUCCCCAUCCACCUCGACAACCCCGUGACCGAGUACUUUGAGGAUGAGAACCACGCCGGCGUCGUGCUCAAGAACGGCAAGCGCGUGACGGGUGACGUCGUCAUCGGCGCCGACGGCGUGCGCUCCAAGGCCCGCGAGCUCGUGCUCGGCUACUUUGACAAGCCCAAGAGCAGCGGCUACGCCGUCUGGCGCGCGUGGUUCCCCGCCUCCGAGAUGGCCAAGGACCCCCGCACCAAGGAGUUUUGCGAGCACGGCGACACCUUCAACGGCUGGAUCGGCCAGGACGUGCACUUCCUCUUCUCCACUAUCAAGGGCGGCAAGAACUGCUCCUGGGUGCUGACCCACAAGGACGACCACGACAUUGACGAGUCGUGGUCCUUCCCCGGCAAGAUCGAAGACGUCAAGGCCGUCCUCAAGGACUGGGACCCGCUGUGCACCGCCAUCAUCGAGAAGACGCCUCCCUCCGCCCUCGUCGACUGGAAGCUCGUGUACAGGGACCCCCUCCCCAAGUGGAUCAGCAAGCACGGCCGCAUCGCUCUUCUCGGCGACUCGGCCCAUCCUUUCCUGCCCACCUCGGCCCAGGGCGCUACCCAGUCCAUGGAGGACGGUGUGACCAUGGCCGUGUGCCUCAAGAGGGCUGGCAAGGGCAACGUCCCCGCCGCCGUCAAGACCUACCAGGAUCUUCGGUACGAGCGCGUCGGCAAGGUCCAGAAGACGGGCGAAACCACCCGCGACCUCUGGCACAAGACCGACUGGGAAAAGUUCGACGCCGAAAAGCACGCCGAGGACAACUUUGCCGAUGUCUUCAAGGCUCACGUCGAUGCCCCCGCCGACGCCGAGGCCGCGGCUCCCUUGGGUAUGAGUGCCAACCCACCCCCGUCGCCGCCUAAAAGAAAGCAAGACAAUUCAGUCCAGAGGAAGAAGAAAACCCCGCUUCCUUUGAUUGACUGA